AUGGCUUCCAAAUUCUUCCCCGCCGUCCCUCGGGUCGGCCGCCAGUUCACUCGCCAGCUUCCCCGGCCUCAAUUCAGACCCUUCUCCGCCGCUCCGCAACGGUUCAGCGACGCUCUCCAAGUGCACCGCAACACCCCCGGAAACAACCCCUCCAUCCCCUUCAAGUUCUCCGAACAGAACAACCAGCUCAUCGAGGAAAUCAUCGCCCGCUACCCCCCUCAAUACAAGAAGGCCGCCGUCAUGCCCCUGCUGGACCUCGGCCAGCGCCAACACGGCUUCACCAGCAUCAGCGUCAUGAACGAAGUUGCCCGCAUCCUCGAGAUGCCCCCGAUGCGCGUCUACGAAGUCGCAACCUUCUACACAAUGUACAACCGUGACCCAGUCGGCAAAUACUUCGUCCAGCUCUGCACAACGACACCAUGCCAGCUCGGCGGCUGCGGAAGCGACAAGAUCGUCAAGGCCAUCACAGAACACCUCGGCAUCACGCCCGGCCACACAACCGAAGACGGCCUGUUCACAUUCAUCGAGGUCGAGUGCCUCGGCGCCUGCGUCAACGCCCCCAUGGUCCAGAUCAACGACGACUACUACGAGGAUCUGACCCCCGAGUCGAUCAAGCAGCUCCUCACCGCGCUCAAGGACUCCGCCGCCACUGCUUCCGGCCAGACCAAGAUUCCUGCCCCCGGUCCCAUGUCCGGCCGAGACACCUGCGAGAACAGCGCUGGCCUCACGAACCUGCAGAACCCCGUGUGGGACCCCGAGACCAUGAUGCGGAAGGACGGUGCCCUUGACGGGGAGGCGGCACAGGCGCAAUAA
Aspergillus mulundensis is the source of this 813-nucleotide messenger RNA. RefSeq names its product complex I 24 kDa subunit family protein. Gene Ontology annotation, molecular function: NADH dehydrogenase activity. Bases 1 to 813 code for a protein of 270 amino acids. NCBI's taxonomy places the organism in Eukaryota, Fungi, Ascomycota, Eurotiomycetes, Eurotiales, Aspergillaceae. The transcript has 3 exons. The record is from RefSeq and is a predicted model, not a curated record.